GAGGAAAUCCAUAUUCAAUUCACCUUCACAGACUCAAUCAAAGUAUUUUGGCAGAAAGCUACCUCCUGCCAGCAUACUUUAAUUUUUAAGGACUCUUUCAGCACAGUGUUCUGGUAUUCCUAUGUAAGAUUAGUUGUGGCAGAUGAGCUUGGAAUCAGAACUUAAAAGCAAUGCAAUUAAUCAUUAUUGAAAACUUGUCUUCCUAUUCCUUAUUUAAAAUAAUUACUAAGUUUUUGUGGAUUUUUUUCAUCUGUGAAUUUAGUCAUUGGAGAAUAAUUUGGCUUCUUCUGACAGCUUGUGACUGAUGCUUUGCAGGGAGGAAAAAAAGGAUUUUUUAUAGUUUCUAAAAUAACUCUGGUCUCAUGUUUUCAAGCCUUUCACUUUAUUAACGUUUGAGUGAUUUAGCUUCUCAUCAUUUGGGUUGCUUCUUAAACCUGAGAAAAAUGGGAGAUAUUGAGGAAGAUUUCCAGUAGAAACAGAAAAAUAAAAGUACUAAAUGGGUGGUGAUUCUCCCUCACAUGACCAGAAGGAAAACAAACUGUUUGGCUUUUGACCGUGCUUGCUACUAAACACCCUGUCAUAGUGUGUGAGGUGAGUCACGACUUGUUUAUUUAUAGCCAUGGCCAAUCAAAGCCAACUGCUCUGAACUUCAUUCAAGACCAGCAGCUCUUAGAAUGUCUUGUAAACAUUUGCUCUCUGAGUAAGGAGCAUCUUCCUGGCAGCAAGCAGCACAGGUGCCUGGAUGGUGGCUCCUAAAACACAAAACAGACUAAAGAUUGUUGCCUGGAUUUUCUAGAUUGGUAGAGAGAGACUGAGAAUUCCCUUUCACAUCUGAAAUGCCAGACAGUGAGGAUCUGGGACAAGAUGACAGAUGGAAAUUCACUGAUUCCUGUCAAGACUACAGACCCAGAAUAAAUCAGUGCAUUUCAGAAACACUGAUGAAUUUAUUUGUAUUUCUUCAAGAAAUGUCCCACUUUAAGGAACAAAACCCUGGCAAGUUUUGCCUACUAGUCUGCAGCAUAUGUACAUUUUUCACUGUCUUGGGGAGUUACAUUCCUGGAGUUGUCCUCUCCUAUGUCUUGUUAUUGUGUGCCUUUUUAUGUCCCUUCCUUAAGUGCAAUGAACUUGGACAGAAACUGUGCAGCAAAAUAAAGGCUGUUCUGAUGAAACUAGAUUUUGGAAUAGUGGAAUAUAUCAACCAGAAGAAAAAAGAGACAUCUGAAACAGCAAAAACAAGACCCACAGAAGAUGACAGUGAAUUAGACAUAUCAGCUCUGUGUCCUAAGGUUAGUCCUGCAAUUGUUGCCAAAGAGCUGUCAGUAUCUGACACAGAUGUCUCAGAAGUAUCCUGGACUGAUAAUGGGACCUUUAACUUAUCCGAGGGGUAUUCUCCACAGACAGACACAUCUGAUGAUUUUGACCGACCUAGUGAUCAUGAAGAAGCUUUCGCUAGAGAUCUUUUAGAGUUUCCCUCUUUAGAAAAUGGUGCCAGCACAAACGAUGACGACGACUCAAGCAUCAGUUUGCCCACCCAGCAGAAACGAAGGAAAGAGCAAACUGAUGUCAAGGCAGAUCAUGCUUCCAGACAGAGUAAAGAGAGACCAUCCACUGCAGGGCUGUCCUUGCCUUUGACCAGUGACCAAACUUUUAAUUUAAUGAGUGGACUUCCUGGUGAUGUCAUCAUGGCUGCAGUGUCUGCUGCCAUCAAGGACCAGCUGCAGGCCCUACAGCAAGCUCCCUCACAGGCAGUGCCCAGUUUGAGCGAGGAGACAGACACAGAGGAAGCCGAUGACUUUGAACUGCUUGACCAGUCUGAGCUAGAGCAGAUUGAGAAAGAAUUGGGACUUUCACAAGGUCAAGAAGCAGAAUCCCAGGAAAAGAAAAAGUCUUCAGGCUUCCUUUCAAAUCUGCUUGGAAGUCAUUAACCUUGAAGUUGCAGCUGGUAACACAGAAGAAACUAAACAUAAAACACAAAAAAAACCUACCAUCAAAUACUACAAAACAGAAACAAAAAAAAGAAGAAAAUUCUGAGCUGUAAGCUUUAACUAUCCCUUUAGAUGUGUUGUAAAAAUUUUCCUUAUGUAGAAUGAAUUAACUGGAUAAGUAUCAGCUAAUACUGAUACUUUAAUGUUUCUGGUAGUUAUACCUCAAUGUAAUAGCAUGGAAAUGAAUUCUCUAUCCACUUUUUGGUUGCAAAUGUGUGGUGGAAAUCAGUUGUUCAAAAUAGCUUGGGGAGAGAUUUCUUUUACCAUUUUGCCAACCAUCUAUUUUGGGGUCCUCAGCCAGAUUUCCAGUAUCAGCAGUUUAUUUACUCUAGUUUUCCAAACAUGUAAUACAAUUAAUGACUCAUAUUGUGAGGGCAAGUUACUAGAGGGCUACAGUAAGAUGAACUGUAUCUCACCUCCUUCAAUCCUACCAAAAAGUAUGGAUCCCUGCAUUAUAGUAGUGCAUCUACUAUAUAUGAAACACAUUAACUGACACAGUUCGAGUUUAAAUAUAAACCCCCAAGAUUUCAUACUUAAAAUAUUUGAAUUAUUUUGGAUAUGAUAAUGUAUUUCCAAGUUUUUUGCUGUUAUAGGCUUGUAGAGUUGUAAAGUGGCAUGUUAUAUGACCACCUGCUGUGUUCCUUGAUGGAGUCUGGUCCUUGGCAGUAUUGCCCAUGUGAAGUCAGCCAAUUAAACUUUAUGUUUAAAAGUUAAUAUUGUGUAAACUGAACAACCUUUUUGGGAGCAGGUGGGGGUAGUUAUUGUUUGGAGUAGGGAUUAGAGAUUAAAAAAAAAAGCAAAAAGGCUUUUUAGGUGCCACUUCCUUAAUUUUAGAUUCUGUAGGUUUUGGAUUGGCUUUUUUUCCCAUGAUAGCUGCUUCCACUUGCAACAAAAGUUUUGUUGCAAGGUGAUUAUUUAUACUUAGAAGCAUUUGGGGAGGUCAGUUGCUAGAGAAGACACUCAGAAUAUUCUUCUUGGCAUGUAAUUUAAAACAAAAAAAGAACUUGUUUAAAUUAUUUGCCAGUUUAAAGUCCACACAUGCCCAGUGAGUGGCAUGGGAUUAAAAGCAGAUAACUUAUUUUUCUAGGGCUAUUUUGUUCACCUGUGACAAAACUGCAUUGCUAUAUGAAGCAAUAGUAAUACAAGAGACAGUAAGAAAUAAAGCUAGCUUUUUUGAUGUGAUGUAAACCAGUAGCAAAGUUGAGGGACCAUGUCAGCUGCUACUACUACUCAAGUAAAUUUCCAUUUGCUAGCAUUUGAAGAGGUAAAUACUGUCAUCUAGGACCGUCAAAAAGUACAGCAACAGAUGAUAAAAAUCUUCCACUAACAUAUAAACCUGUGUUUGAAAUUCACUCUGUAUUUUUUUUUCAUUUUGAGGUGGAAGAAUAGGCAGAUGGCCAAAAGAGUAUAGUAAAAGGAAGGAUGCCAAGUUUUGACACUAGCUUUAUUGUUGCUUGUGCUUUUUGUGUCAGUAAUGCAUAUUGACUGUGUUUGCUGUCCUUUACCAGUAAAAGGGUACGCCUGUGCCUUCAUUAUCAAAUACAUUAUGAAAUAAGUGGAUGCUGGAUAUAGAUCCCACAAGACACAGCUUUCAAAUUACAAUAUCUCAGCACCUGAGUUUCUGGAAAUCAUUAGAAAACAUGGCCCACAUCACUUCCACAGAAUUAGUUGCUAAGUUUUUUCUUUAGCUUUCACCAGAUUGUUCUUCUCAUUUGGAAAAAACAAAUUAAAAAAAAAUCAAAUACUCAACCAAAAUUUAAAAAAGCUUUUUUUGAAAAAUCAGUGAGUUUAAGAAGUUCUCAGAUGACUUAGCCUCGUUUCCUUGCCACACGUUUAGGACAAUCCGUACAGUUAAAAGAGUACAAAUCCAAGUUGCUGAUGAAGGAUGCCCAAACAAUUGUGUGCUUCCUGUUCCAGGAGUACUGGUGCCAGAAGGGGAAACAGGCUGCGGGACAGGGAGAGGCAGGAGGGAGGGAGCAGUCCUUCACAGGCUUUUCUGGAGCAGAUUGGCAGGACAGACUAGCUGGCUGUCAAUGGUGGCAUUGAACAGUGUGCACUUUAUUGUUGUUUUAUGGAAAAUACUCAUGGUUAUGAAAGUAUGUAACACAGGGGCACUCUUCUAGAAUAAUAGAUUAGAUCAGAAAGAAAAGCAGUUGGAGGAGUUUCUCAGACUGGUUUCAAGAUAGGUAGAUUGAUUGUUCUCCAGUAUGACUCUUUUUUUUUUCCAGAAAGAAAAAAACAACCAAAACUUGAACAAAUAAAUCAUUAAAGUUAGGGACAUAGUUACUUAUCUGAGAGUUUUUAGAUUUUUUUUUUCUGCUGUCAUGAUAGUUACAUUCAAGCCCCUAAAUACUAUGUAAUGGGAAGGAUGUAAUUCUGUAACAUUUAAUAUUCUUCCUCAGGUAGUAAAAAGAUGUCUAAUUUUCUGCAGGAAAUUAUCUCUUCCCUUCCACACAACCACAUGUAAGAAACACUUUGCAUGGACACAAUACAUUCCACUGCCAGCAGUUCGCAAGCAAAACGCAAAGAAAAUGUUUCUCUCCUUUGUGGAUCCUCUCCACGGUGCCCUCAGUUGGAAAUCCCUUGAAAAAACUUCCUUUUGCUGUAUUAUAGUAGCAGCCAAGAAACGGCAGUUCCUUAGAAAUUCCUGUCACAAUGGUCUGCAGUAUCUUUCCUACGGAGCAUUGUUGUCACCUUCCCAUCCUUCAAAUGGAAUGGCUGGGCAGGAAGCCAGGCAAGGGGGUAUAAGGGAACACAUAGCUUUGAAACAUGCGGUCUUUCUAUGGAAAAUCCUUGCAUGUGAUUGCCAGUCAAAAGGCACACGGGCAGCGUAGACGGCAUAGUGUGAGCCCAUGCCAUGGGGUAACUGUGUGAUCCUGCCUUGCACCUGGGAUCGGUGCUGCUUGUGUUAUGUGUGUGUGCACUUACCUGGCAGUAAAGGGCUCACCCUCUUGUGCCUUGCAGUGGCUUCUUUACGCAUCCUGAUGGAAGAAAAGCACAUAUGUCAGGGCAGGGAUGCAGGCCACUCUUUUGUACUCUGAAAAUUUCCCCUUGUGUCAGCAGUACACGAGUGACAGGAUCACCAUCAGAUUGGUGGCCUUUGGUGUGUCAAAUCCAGUGCAAAACCACCUGUUCCCAGAACACAGGGUUUCCAUGCAUAUGUACCACACACUUAACUGACCACUCUUCUGUUUGUUGGAAAAAAAUGCUGUUCUAUGCAGAGGAGGUUAAAUAAUUGUAACCCAAAGUAACAGGAUCUGAAGAGAUACUUGUUCUACUUGUUCUGUGUUCAUUGUGCACUUUUGCCAGGCUGUCUCAGCUUUCUGAACAAAUAAAUCCCUGUAGUCUCCACAUCUGUUCUCACCACAUGAGCAGCGUCGCAGUCCGUGAGUAACCUCCACCCAGACAACCAGAAAGUGGAGAAUUACAAAAUGUCCGUAUUUAAGUAUUCUGCAGCACUUUACCUGCCUGAUCACUGUUUUGUAAACAUGGAACUAUUAUAUUGAUUGUUUUAAUAAAUAUAUGUUAGUUUUUAUCUUUUAUCAUCUCAUCAUCGUGCAUUUGCUCCCAGAAAUGGAAAUAAACCCUAUACCAACAAA
This is a messenger RNA of Lonchura striata (white-rumped munia), 5584 nucleotides long. The record is from RefSeq and is a predicted model, not a curated record. Lineage: Eukaryota; Metazoa; Chordata; Aves; Passeriformes; Estrildidae.